Molecule: messenger RNA, 688 nt
Organism: Coccinella septempunctata (seven-spotted ladybird)
Lineage: Eukaryota; Metazoa; Arthropoda; Insecta; Coleoptera; Coccinellidae
Gene: HHEX
Product: hematopoietically-expressed homeobox protein hhex
Exons: 3
Coding region: 94-663 (189 amino acids)
Biological process (GO): cell differentiation; regulation of transcription by RNA polymerase II
Molecular function (GO): RNA polymerase II cis-regulatory region sequence-specific DNA binding; DNA-binding transcription factor activity, RNA polymerase II-specific
Source: RefSeq, a predicted model, not a curated record
GCUUAUGUCCCCGUUGGAAACUCCCGAAAGAUAUCAGACACGCUCAAUAUAUGAAGAUAUCUGGCAGGGUGUAAACCUGGUGGACCUGAGAAAAUGUCUUUCUUGAUUGAGAACAUCCUUAAGGCUGAACGAAGCCAAAAUGAUAGGGGUGGUUAUAAAAACGACCAUUUGACUCAAUCCGGGAGGAAUAUUGUAUAUCCAGUACCAUUGUAUUCCCAUGAUGGAGGUAGUUAUGGUUGCUUUGAUCAGUGGCAAACUUAUCAAUAUUAUUACGACUUGUAUCGUAGAAUGAAAGACCAAAAUUAUCAGAUCAUCAGAAGAGAAACUCAACAACAACCACUAUCAUUUUACUCAAACUUACACAUUUAUUCAAAAAAGAAAGGGGGCCAAGUAAGAUUCUCAAUGGAACAAACUGAUUUAUUAGAGAGACAGUUUAGCUCUCACAAAUAUCUCAGUCCACAAGACAGAAAAGGUCUGGCCAAAACUUUGAAAUUAACAGAUAGGCAGGUGAAGACUUGGUUCCAAAACAGAAGAGCGAAAUGGAGAAGAUCGCAGUCGACUGAAAAUAAUGACAAUUUAUCUCUGAAAUCUGAAGUAGAAAACCAAGUUAUUGGGAAUACUUACUCAUCCUAUACAAUGCUAUUACCAAAUAUUAGAAAUUAAAUUAAUAAUAAACAGGUUUCCGAAA